CCUGGUUGAUAAUUUCCUAGACGCCUCCGCGUCAAUAAAAAAAUCUGGCGCAAAAGAGAAAAAAUUAGUAAAUAAUUGCUAAACAGCAGUGAAAAGUGUUUAAAUAUAUUGAUAAACACAGUUGUUGACAGAACAACAUGAUGGCGCGCCGCGGUGGAAAGCGCAUUCGUAUGGAUGAUCCACCUCCGGCCCCAGAAUAUGAAGAAUUGCAUAGCGAUGCAUUAAAUGAAAGCGCUUCGGAUGCUGACAGUCCAACAAAGCGCAUGACUAGGCUGCGUGCUCGAGGAGGAGUACGUGAUAAGCCGCCCAUCAUCGAUGACGAUGAGGAUGAAUUCUUUGCGCCCGUUUCACGUAAACGCAAGACGCCCCAGACUCGUAAGCCGCCAGCAGAACGCAAGGAACGCAUUGAGCGGCCGCGCAAGGAGCCUGUGGAGAAGGCGCAUCACGAGCGCAUUGACAAUGAGCGUGAAAUCACCACAGACGAAAAUAGUUUAUACUACAUAGUGCGGCACUCCAAGAAUCCCAUUGCGAGCAUUGUGGACCAAUGGAUUGAGCAGUACAAAGCGAAUCGGGAGACGGCGCUGGUCGCCUUGAUGCAGUUCUUUAUCAAUGCCAGCGGCUGCAAAGGCAAAAUCUCCGAGGAUAUACAAUAUCCUGUGGAUCACACGGCUAUCAUUCGUCGCAUGACAGAGGAGUUUGAUGAGGAAAGCGGCGAGUAUCCUUUGAUUAUGACAGGCACACAAUGGAAGAAAUUCAAGAAUAACUUUUGUGACUUCGUGCAAACGCUUGUCAAGCAAUGCCAGUACUCCAUUAUCUACGAUCAAUUCUUGAUGGACAAUGUUAUCUCGCUCUUAACUGGUUUAUCCGAUUCUCAAGUGCGCGCUUUUCGUCACACAGCCACAUUGGCAGCCAUGAAGCUAAUGACUGCUUUGGUGGAUGUCGCUCUACUUGUCUCGAAUAAUUUCGAAAAUGCCGCCAAACAAUUUGAAGCCGAGCGCGUCAAGUCACGUGAUCGACGUGCAUCGGAUCGCUUGGACUCGCUAAUGACAAAGCGAUCGGAGCUGGAGGAAAAUAUGGAUGAGAUAAAGAGCAUGUUAACGUACAUGUUCAAGUCGGUGUUUGUGCAUCGCUACCGCGACACGCUGCCUGAUAUUCGUGCCAUUUGCAUGGCAGAGAUUGGCAUCUGGAUGGAGAACUAUCCGCAAAACUUUCUUGAUGAUUCCUAUCUCAAGUACAUUGGUUGGACGUUGCACGAUAAAAUUGGCGAAGUGCGUCUGCGUUGUUUGCAAUCACUGCUGCCGCUCUACGACAAAGAGGAGCUCAAAGGCAAAUUGGAGCUUUUCACUUCGAAGUUCAAGGAUCGCAUUGUGGCCAUGACGCUGGACAAGGAGUUCGAGGUGUCCGUCCAUGCCGUCAAGCUGGUUAUUAGCAUCUUAAAAAUUCAUCCAGAGAUAUUGGCCGACAAGGAUUGUGAAAUCGUUUACGAGCUGGUCUACUCAUCACAUCGCGGCGUUGCCCAGGCAGCUGCCGAGUUUCUCAACGUGCGAUUAUUCCAUUUAACCGCCGACAUGGAAGAAACGAAAACAAAACGCGGCAAACUCAGAUUGCCCAAUACACCAUUGAUUCGCGAUCUUGUGCAAUUCUUUAUUGAAUCAGAACUGCACGAGCAUGGCGCUUAUUUGGUGGAUUCUUUUAUCGACAGCAAUGAGAUGGUGCGCGAUUGGGAGUGUAUGACGGAUCUGCUGCUCGAAGAGCCCGGUCCCAAUGAGGAAGUGCUGGACAAUAAACAGGAAUCCACACUCAUUGAGAUUAUGGUGAGCAGCGUUAAACAAUCUGCCUCGGGAGAAGUGCCAGUGGGACGUGCAAGCAACCGCAAGUUCACACUUAGCUCCAAGGAACUCAAAGCCAUACAGGAUGAAAAAGUUAAGCUGACGGAGCAUUUCAUUGUGACGUUGCCAGCGCUGUUGGAAAAGUAUCAAGCGGAUAGCGAGAAACUGGCCAAUCUGUUGGCAGUGCCGCAAUACUUUGAUCUCAAUCUCUAUACAACAAAUCGACAGGAGGGCAAUCUACAGGCGCUGCUCGACAAGAUAAGUCAGGUGAUGUGUAUGCACACUGGUCGCGAAGUGCUCGAGACUUGCGCCAAGACGCUGGAGUGCCUUUGUGCCGAGGGCAGCGCCACCUACACACGCUGUAACAUUGCGCGUUCCAAUAUCAUCGAGAGUGCGGUCAACAAAUACAAAGACACUAUUGUGGAGUGGCGCAAUCUGAUCUUAGGCGAAGAAACACCAAAUGAGGAUGACAUCUACAACAUAACCAUAACUCUGAAAGUACUCUCAAUUUUGUAUUCAUCGCACAACUUGAAUCCGUGGGAUCUGUUCAAGUCGCUAUUCCGUGACGUUGAGGAAGCACAGUGCAAGGACAACGUUGAACGUUGUCUGCCCAAUGAGGCGUUGGCCUAUUGCAUUGAGGCCUGUUACUUCUCGAUCAGCUGGGGUCUCUACUACGUAGAGAACGAUUGUGAGGCGCUGAAUGUGGCCGAAGUUGUUGGCGAGCUGCGCAGCAAUUUGGACAACUUUAUGGCCGCCUGUUUUGAGCUAACUCGCGACGGGCCCACAGUGCAAAUCCAAGAGGCUGCCUAUCAAUCCAUUUGCGAUCUGCUGAUCAUCUACUCGGAUCAAUUGGCACGCAGCGAAAGCGAGCACAUACGCAGCUUGGAAUACAAGUCGCGAAUGGACGAGCAUCUUAUACUUGACAAUUUCGUGCAGCACUAUGUGUUCUCUUUAAAGCAGGUCGUGGCCCAGGACGAGACACGCAUCGAAGAGCUGCACAAGAAGCGAAACUUUCUCGCCUGCUAUUGCAAGCUGGUCGUUUACAACAUUAUACCCACAAUGCGAGCGGCCAGCAUAUUUAAGUACUAUGUCAAGUGCUAUAAUGAGUAUGGUGACAUUAUCAAAGCAACGUUGGGAAAGGCGCGUGAAAUCAAUAAGGUUAACUUUGCGAUGACACUACUCUUGAGUCUCAUCACGGUGUUCAAGAGUCUGCUGGAACAGAGUGAUGACGGCCCCGUAUCGAAAAGCUCACAGGAGUUUAUCGAUCUCAAGGAAUUGGCAAAACGUUUUGCUCUCACUUUUGGCUUCGAUGCACUCAAAAAUCGCGAAUCUGUUGCGGCCAUUCAUCGUGCCGGCAUUUAUUUUGCAGCCAAAAAGCAACCUGACGAUCCAGUGCGUGCUCCCACUCGUCUGCUGUUCCUCGAAGUGCUCAACGAGUUCAACUACAAGCUGUUGAAACAAGAUAAAAAAGUUAUUAUGGCAUUUCUCGACAAGGUCAUACCACCGGGAAUGCCCUCGAGUCGUGCCGAGGAGUGGCAACCACUUGUGCUCUAUCGCAAUUCGCUGCUCCACGGCGAAACUGACCAGGCGCCGGUGGCCACACGUCGCGCAUACACACGAAAGCGAAGAGAUCACGAUGAGGAUGACGAAGAGGAGGACGAUGAUGAAGAACAUAAUGAUCCUGACUAUAGAGGCUAAGCUCCUCGAAUAGGAAUCAAUCACACACACUUGUACAGUACACACAGAGAUUUAAGAAUAAAAUGUAGUUAUUAAACUGAUUUCAACGUUGAUUUAAA
Messenger RNA from Drosophila sulfurigaster albostrigata, 3625 nucleotides. It is a transcript of the gene SA1, whose product is annotated as cohesin subunit SA-1. Gene Ontology annotation, molecular function: chromatin binding. The coding region runs from base 138 to 3527 and encodes 1129 amino acids. Gene Ontology annotation, biological process: sister chromatid cohesion. The record is from RefSeq and is a predicted model, not a curated record. Lineage: Eukaryota; Metazoa; Arthropoda; Insecta; Diptera; Drosophilidae. The transcript is spliced from 10 exons. Gene Ontology annotation, cellular component: chromatin; cohesin complex; nucleus.